Molecule: messenger RNA, 3552 nt
Organism: Amoebophrya sp. A120
Lineage: Eukaryota; Dinophyceae; Syndiniales; Amoebophryaceae
Source: the annotation of a GenBank genome assembly
UUUUGAUGUUUCAAUUUCCCUACUGCAGGCGACUUUCGAGUUUUUUUUGGGUGAUUUCGAUCGUCAUAAUCGUAAUCCAUAAGAUCUUCUUCAAAGUGAUAGGUACUGCUCUCAUUAUUACUUAGACAUGUUUAAAAGUGCUGGUCUUGCUUGAUGCGUUAUCAGUCAGCACACGGCUCGCUUUUAUCCUGAUUUUCAUCUUUCAUGUCACGACAACCACAACCUGUACUAGUAGUUACAAUUCGUUUAACGACAACAUCGUAAUUUUUCUUUUCAAAUUGACGACCGCCUGAUCAUCUUCUUUCCCAGCCCAAAGCCAUGAUCAACGACGAAACGAAUUGGCACAUUCUCAACCAGGGGUUCUGCAGUUUCAAGGUGAAACUGAAGCAGCCGCCAGACACCUUUUGCCGCAACGAAUACAAUGUCACCGGGUUGUGCAACCGGGUCAGCUGCCCCCUGGCGAAUUCAGAGUAUUUUAUUUGAUUCGCGGGGUGUAUAAUUGUAAGGGAAAAUCUUCCCUCCCCAUAUCGAACUGGAAAUCUGUGAUGCGGGAUUUGUGUACACAAGUCGACUUGUAUUGCUAGAAGGCCAAGAGAAGCAGUUGUGGCCUGAAUUGCAGGACAUUUGUCAUGCUGUUUCCCAAUCAUGCCAGUUGCCUCCUGUCGUGCUGAGGUUGCAAGGCCUUCCCACGCCAGCCAGCAAAAAUCAUCACAACAGGUAUGCCACGGUGAUCGAGAAGGAGGGUCUUUGUUUAUGAAAUGCAAAAGCAUCGUACUAGUAUAAAUCGCAUGACAAAUCUCCUCAGCAUGAGAAAUAGAAUUUGUAAUGCGGAUUUACAUUGAGAAAGAAAUCUGUAAUGCAUGACUGCGAUUACUACGAGUACGAUACUUUUGCACAGGAUAUUGUUACCUGUACAUCAAAACCGUGGAGCGAGCACACAUAUGGAUUGUAAAAAUGUCUGGCUCUGGAAGGUUGGAACUUGUCAUGCUAAAUCUGAAUCAUGCAAAAAACUGCGUUGCAUGAUUUGCAACUGCUGUCCACUUUUGACCAAGUUGAGAGGCACUUUCUCAUGCAGGAUAGGCAUGAUAGUGAUCUCACCGAAUCUGUCAUGCUAGGUCCUCCAUUACAGAUUAUAUGGGUCAUGGCAAACCUGCAUGACAAGUUCCAGACCCAGACACUUUUACACUUGAUAACACACGCCGAAGAAGAUGUGGGAGAAGAUAGAGCUAUCAUUUGUAAAAACGUCCCCACCCCAGAGUUGUCAUGCUAAUCUGCAUGCUGAAAAGAUUUCUCAUGCAGAGCCCCAUGAGAGGCAUUUGCCAGUCGUGUUUUGGAAUUUGCCAUGCUUCAUUCGGCAUGGUAUGCUAGAUCUGUGAUGCUGCUGCACUAGCAAAACAGGACUAUACUACGAGGCCAAACUUGUUAUGCAUACUUCCCAAAACUUGGAAAUUUGUGUUGCACAUUUACCAACUUGACUAUGGGGUGGGGACGUUUUUCCGCAGGAUAAGAGCUGUCCAAAAAUUUCAUGCAGGCUUUGGCGCAAAUAGACGAACAGCUGCUGCACUGGGCGGAUCACAAGGUAGAAAAAAGAAUUUAUAGGUUCUUCGUGUAAAAAAGCACUGCACGACGACAAGCACCAGCAUCUUUGGUGCGCGUUGUUAUUUCCCAAUAUCAUUGUUCACCACCUGGACCUGCAUGACCACAACUUGCCCGCGGCGAGAAGAUUGAAAAGAACUUUUCAUUUCCAGAUCUUGUUACACCAACUAGAAGCAUUAAUGCAUUUUUAAUUCAGAUCAAAACUUUACACCAAAAGCAAAACCAAAACCACAACAACAGAAAAACCGGUGUAAGCAGCGGCUGACGAAGCUGCGACAGGUUUUGCUGCGACAAAGGAAAGCUGCGUUGGAGCCGAAAAUGACCACCAUGGUUGGGAUCAAACAGAAGACCGAGAAGCGCGAGGCGGUCCGGGAGGAAAAAGCGGAGAAGGCGGCAAAGGUUGAGAUGUCGAUCGAAAAAGAGCUGUUGGAGCGUCUGAAACUCGGGACCUACGGUGAUUUGUACCAAACAAAGAAGCAGAAAGAGAAAAGCUCCGCAUCAAAUAAAGCGGGAGAGAAGGAGCUGAACAGCGAUAUCCUGCGUAAAAACGUCGUCCCCACGCCGACCCCAGGGCUUAAGAUGAAAAUUCUGCAACACAGAUCGAUGCACAAGUUUUAGUGGGAGUCACGCAUGACAAGUUUGCUUUCUCUGGACUGUAAUGCGGCUGAGCUGCAAGGACAGCCGCAUCACAAAGCCAUGGUCCUGGCAUAAGUAUCCUGUUUGCACCAUCUUCACAAACUCCAUAACACAGUCGAAAAUACCCCUCCUGGGCGGGACGCGCAUUACAAGUUCUUUUCCUGUGAUUGCAAAUGAUCUGCAUGACUAGUACAACUCUGGGGCGGUGCAGCUGGGGACGUUUUUACUCAGGAUAAGCGAGGAAGAACAGUCAAACGAGAUGGAGCUCGAGUACGAGGACAGUGAGGGGGAGAGGCUGAUGGAACUGGAAGACGGGGACGAGGAAGUAGAUGAGCGGGAUUUUAUUACAAUGAAAAAUGCCCCCACCCCCGAACUUGGGAGCAUUUGUAUUGCAAACCUUUCCAAAUGAAACAUUCUCCCUCUUGCAUCUAUCAGCAUCACAGGUUUUCAAUCGUGAAUAGCAAAAAAAUUUGUAUUGCAAAAGACCCCAGCAUAAGCGGCGCUUGUCAUGCAAGCGAUGCGAUACUCGCCAACAUUCUGCAUCAGAAAGAUUCAUACUCCUUUCAUGCAUGACAAAAAGUUUUCAUUUGGAAACUUCGCAUCACAAAUUUUUGUAAUUUUGGGGUGGGGGGCACUUUUCACUGUAAUAGAUUUAGCCUACAUCGCAGAUCUGAACGACAGCGACGACGACGGAAUACCCGAUGAAGAUUUAUCGGAUUUGUCCUCUGAUGAAGAGGAUGAACAAGCUGCUGGUGAGACGAGAAACAAAAACUCAGACGACGACAUGUCUGACGACGACGAGGCCUCCUCCAAUUCCCCCGACGCGAAGGUCCAAAGGAGAGAAGACGCUUCCGUCGGUAGCUCCUCGCGGAGAAGUACGGAUGUGGGCGAUAUCGAGGACCUGAUGGGCAGCGGGGGCCGAGGGGGAAGUAGUAGUAGUGCAGCGGAGCGAUUACGCAAGAAGAACCUGAAGAAGAAAAAGAAGAAAAAUGAUGUGGCGGGGGGUCGUGAAAAGGAACAACAGCAGCCGGAAAUCGAGUACGAAAUGGAGGACGAGGAAAAUGUGUCGCAAGUUGUCCGGCAAAAAGCGCUCGUCAGGAGGAGAUGAUGAGAAGGAUGCUCUUUACAAGAACUUUGUGAUGAAAUUACAACACAAUAAAUGUGACGAGCAGGACCACGUCGACACUGCGAUUAUGGUCGAGAGGACCUCCACGCUAUCACGAGGAACAUCAGGAAACGAUACCCUUAAGCUGCACUUCCUAGCGCAAGAAUUGAUGUCGCAAACAACGCAUAUUGCAAAACGAAAGCAUAGGACUUACC